Molecule: messenger RNA, 1866 nt
Organism: Nanorana parkeri
Lineage: Eukaryota; Metazoa; Chordata; Amphibia; Anura; Dicroglossidae
Gene: PCMTD1
Product: protein-L-isoaspartate (D-aspartate) O-methyltransferase domain containing 1
Exons: 5
Coding region: 85-1158 (357 amino acids)
Biological process (GO): protein modification process
Cellular component (GO): cytoplasm
Molecular function (GO): protein-L-isoaspartate (D-aspartate) O-methyltransferase activity
Source: RefSeq, a predicted model, not a curated record
AGCUGAGUGAAAUUGGUGAUCCCAUUGAUACUUUAUUUUGCUUUUGUCGAAUGUAACAAAUUCGUGUAAAACUCUCGACCUAACAUGGGAGGAGCAGUGAGCGCUGGGGAAGACAAUGAUGACUUAAUUGAUAAUCUAAAAGAGGCACAGUAUAUACGUACUGAAAAAGUAGAACAAGCCUUCAGAGCAAUUGACCGAGGGGAAUAUUACCUGGAAGGUUACAGGGACAAUGCAUAUAAAGACUUGGCAUGGAAGCAUGGGAACAUACACCUCUCUGCACCUUGCAUUUAUUCAGAAGUCAUGGAGGCACUAAAGCUUCAACCAGGAUUAUCUUUUCUAAAUCUCGGAAGUGGAACUGGAUAUUUAAGUACAAUGGUGGGCUUAAUUUUAGGUCCCUUUGGCAUUAAUCAUGGAGUUGAGCUUCAUUCGGAUGUGGUUGAAUAUGCAAAGGAGAAAUUGGAGUCUUUCAUUAAAUACAGUGAUAGCUUUGAUAAAUUUGAAUUUUGUGAACCUGCUUUUGUAGUGGGCAAUUGUUUGGAGAUUGCAUCAGAUAGUCCACAGUAUGAUCGAAUUUACUGUGGAGCUGGCGUCCAAAAAGACCAUGAAAACUACAUGAAAAUUUUAUUGAAAGUCGGUGGUAUUUUAGUCAUGCCUAUUGAAGACCAGCUUACUCAGAUCCAGAGAACAGGGCAAAACACAUGGGAAAGUAAAAACAUUUUAGCAGUUUCUUUUGCUCCCUUAAUGCAACCAAGUAAAAACGACAACCACAAACCUGAGACUGUGAAACUACCCCCAUGUAAUGUCAGGAGUCUUCAAGACUUGGCCCGCAUCUAUAUUCGCCGCACACUUAGAAACUGCAUUAAUGAGGAAAUGCAGGCCAAAGGUAUACCCCCAAAGGCACCCCCAAAGCGGAAAAGGAGGCGGUGUCGCCGGCGCCGCAUAAACACCUACGUAUUUGUAGGAAACCAGCUUAUUCCCCAAGCCUUAGAUAGCGAUGAUGAUGAAAAGAUUGACGAGGACAGCAAAGAAGAAGAGAAGGAUCACAAUGAAGCUUUGAAAGCCGAGGAACCUCCACCAAAUCUUCUUCGAGAGAAAAUUCUGAGCUUACCUCUCCCUGAAUCUUUAAAGGCAUACUUGACCUACUACAGAGAGAAAUGAUGUACCUGAAACUGUAAUGCCUGCUGAUUUCAUUUCUUUCUUGAAAAUGUAGCAUUUGUUAAUAAACUAUUUGGCAGUUAAACCUUUUAGUGACAGUUUCAGUGGACACCUAAAACUGUCUAGACUCCACUCAGCUUUUGUUUUCUCUAAAUAGUUCUCUAUUUUCUCUACAUUUUCAGAUACAGUAUACACACGUUUUUAGUGUAGCAAGUUAUCACUUUGUAGCAUAGCUUGCAAUUCGGAAAGAGCCUCCAUAGCCCUAAGUCAAGAUACAGGACAAAGCACAUUUCAGACAGGUCCAAGUGAAUAGCAGUUGGCUUAUACAGCCAUCUAAGAUGCUUCAGUCACAUUGAAACAUUCCAUUCUGUUUCAUUUUUUAAACAUUUGUUUAUAUAUAACAGUUGACAGCAAAUGUAAUAGAUUAGCACAAAAGCAUUUUGUGGGUGCCACAAAUUGUGCAAUUGCUGAAAACGUUGAAGUUUCAGAUAGGAAAUUGUGCUGCCUUUUGAAGAAAUUGUUGCUCGUUACAAUCUUCCUUAAAUUAAUCGAAUCUAUGUAUGUUCUGUAUAACUAAUUUGUUAAAUUCCUCACUGGAUAUCUAUGAAUAUCCUGGUUUAUAGUGGUAAAAUAUAAGUUGUUCGCUGUAAUUAAUGGAGUUUUCAGUAGACAUUUCACUGUGCUCCAUUACAGUUAUAUUGUCCUGAUAUU